Symbiodinium necroappetens is the source of this 380-nucleotide messenger RNA. The record is from the annotation of a GenBank genome assembly. Lineage: Eukaryota; Dinophyceae; Suessiales; Symbiodiniaceae.
GCAGAAUGCCUGCAGCCAUGGGAGACGACAAGGGGAAAGGUGUCGCUGCCGACAUGGAGGUGAUGUUCGACAUGUCGAAGAAAGAGCAGGGCAAUCCGUCCAACAACUACAAGAAGCUGCAUCGGCGCAUCAAGCAAGAUUACAAGGUCUCCACCAACAAGGAGGUCAUCAACAUCGAGAGGCUGCGAGUCGCCAACCUGGUGAUCUUUGCCGGGCCUCGGGAAAUGUUCACCGUCGAUGAGUUUACAGCGCUGAAGGACUACCUGGCAGAUGGUGGCAGCAUUCUCUUCCUGGUCGGUGAGGGUGGAGAAGGCAAAAGCAACACCAACGUGAACUAUCUCCUGGAGGAGUUCGGUAUGAGCAUCAACAACGAUGCUGUG